UAAAAGGAGCUAUUAGUGCAACCGAGCGGGUAUGAGAUCAGACCGCCGUUUGCGUUCGUGACCAUGAAUACGUCAACAAGUUUCCGAGUGCGUCUUCCAGCAUUGGUGUUAGUGUUGGAAGUGAUCAUCUUGACUCUAUAUGCCGUCUUUGUCACUUACGAUGACGACGCCAAUGCCAAGAUGCAAAACAAUGAGACCGAGGCGAUGGACAACAGCGUGUAUCACGACUAUCCUUUCUUCGCCGACGUCCAAGUGAUGAUCUUCGUCGGCUUCGGCUGCCUGCUGGCCUUCUGCCGCUUCUACGGCUUCAGCGGAAUGGUCUUCAAUUUUCUUACGGCCACCUUUGCCAUCCAGUGGGCAAUCGUCAUCCAAGGCUUCUUCCAGUUUUACCACGACGGCAAAAUCCACCUGAGCGUCGUCAAUCUUUUGUAUGCAGAAUUUGCAUGCGCUGUGGUGCUCAUCUCCUUUGGGGCCGUGCUUGGGAAGACCAGUCCGGUGCAGCUCCUGGUAAUGGCUUUGCUGGAGAUCCCCGUGUUUGCUGUGACAGAGUGGGCUGUAUUGAAAUACAUCCGGAUAAAUGACGCCGGCGGCAGCAUUCUUAUUCACUUGUUUGCCUGCUACUUUGGUCUCAGUGUGACUUUUGUGCUGUACCGCCCGGCCCUCUGUAACGGCCACUCCAAAGAAGUCACCAGUUACCAUUCUGACAUCCUCUCAAUCAUGGGAACCUUGUUCCUCUGGGUGUUCUGGCCUUCCUUCAACUCUGCGCUCACCUUAAAAGGCGACGAUCAACACCGAGCGAUCCUGCACACUUUUAUCGGUCUGAGCUCAUCCACUCUCACGGCGUUCGCACUUUCCGCAGUGUUCAAUAAGAGAGGCAAGCUCACAAUGGCCGACAUCCAGAACGUGACUUUGGCAGGUGGUGUGACAGUUGGAGCGUCAGUGGACAUGAUGAUUUCUCCUUCAGCCGCCUACGCUUUGGGCAUCAUGGGCUGUGUCACUUGUUUCUUUGGGUACAAGUACCUCAGCCCCUUUUUAGCACGAAACUUGAAGAUCCAAGACCAGUGUGGCAUUCACAACCUACACGGACUCACGGGGCUCAUUUCAUCCACGGCCGGAAUCUGUGCCAUCCUGCUAGCGACCGAGGAAACCUACGGACCCAGCAUGUACCAGAUCUUUUCCCACUGCGCUCCACCUGAGGGCGAUCCAAAACUGCUGGAGCUUCAGAUGCUGAUCCCCGGGUUGAAGCCGGGCUUGGGGCGUACGGUACAAGAGCAGGCUCUCUACCAAGUGGCAGCGAUCUUUUCCACCAUUGCACUUGCUACUGUUGGUGGACUGCUGACCGGUUUGGUCUUGACACUGCCAGUCAUGGCUUCGCCAUCGGAUGAAGACUGCUUUGAUGAUGAGGCGUUCUUUGAUUUGCCUCCAGAUUUUAAUGUACCGGAAAAUAUCAAGAACUCUCUCACCUGCAAUGAAGUUGGUGUCCAUAGAAAUAAAUUAGCUCCAUAAAGUCUGAGCAGACACGCUGAUGUUUCCCUGCCAUUGUUUACAUAUAAUAUGAGUCAACCAAUGUGUAAACUUC
This is a messenger RNA of Syngnathus typhle (broad-nosed pipefish), 1579 nucleotides long. RefSeq names its product ammonium transporter Rh type B-like. Gene Ontology annotation, cellular component: plasma membrane. The record is from RefSeq and is a predicted model, not a curated record. Gene Ontology annotation, molecular function: ammonium channel activity. The transcript has a single exon. Lineage: Eukaryota; Metazoa; Chordata; Actinopteri; Syngnathiformes; Syngnathidae. Bases 64 to 1506 code for a protein of 480 amino acids. Gene Ontology annotation, biological process: ammonium transmembrane transport; ammonium homeostasis.